UGAGUAUAUCAGUUAACAGCUCUGUAAGGUGAUCACCAUUCACCAACAUAUAUAUAUGGCAGGCCGGAAAGUCUAUGGCACCCUCAACUCGCCGGCCACAUUGAAGGUUUUGGCAUGCCUCUUUGAACAUGAUCUUGAUGUUGAGCUUGUUCCAGUCAAUCUCGAUGCUGGAGAGCACAAAAAGAAACCCUUUGUUUCUAUGAAUCCAUUUGGUCAAGUUCCAGUAUACGAGGACGGUGGAAUCAAGCAAUUUGAAUCAAGAGCAAUAAUUAGAAGCAUGAGCUUUGAGUACGGCAAGAAAGGAGAAGAGCUUAUCUUUUGGGACGACAGGAAGCAGGCGGUAGUAGCCAAUUGGAUUGAUGUUGAGGGUCACCAGUUUGAGCCACCGGCAUUGAAACUAAUUAAUGAGAUGGUGAUUAAGCCGAAGAAUGGCUUGGCUCCAGACCAAGGUGUGGUGGCUGAGGCUGAAGCCGAGUUAGGCAAUGUUCUUGAUGUGUAUGAAGCCAGGCUAGCAAAAUCAAAGUAUUUGGGAUCUGAUAGAUACACCAUUGCUGAUAUGCUUCACCUCCCGAAUUUGCAGAGCCUUGUGGGAACGACAGCCAAGAAGCUCAUUGAAUCGCGACCUCAUGUGAAAGCAUGGUGCUCUCAGAUCCUGGCUCGACCUGCAUGGGGAAAGGUGCUUGAGAUGAAGCGUAAGGCACAAGCCUAGCUAGGCUCUUAUAUAUGUUUAAUGUGAAUCCCGCUGGCUUAAAAUAAUUAAUCAUCCGAUGUAAAGGGUUAAUGCAUGGUCUAUAUAUAUAUAUAUACCAUGCUCAUGAGUCUAUGUUUAUGGAUUAAGAAUAAUAGAUGGAAGUGCUGCUUGUAAUAUCCUCCAUUAUGGUCUGGGAUAUUUCUUUUCUUCAAUUCUCUUUUACUUCUACUUAUU
This is a messenger RNA of Corylus avellana, 925 nucleotides long. Its product is annotated as glutathione S-transferase. Gene Ontology annotation, molecular function: glutathione transferase activity; glutathione binding. Gene Ontology annotation, biological process: glutathione metabolic process. Gene Ontology annotation, cellular component: cytoplasm. The record is from RefSeq and is a predicted model, not a curated record. NCBI's taxonomy places the organism in Eukaryota, Viridiplantae, Streptophyta, Magnoliopsida, Fagales, Betulaceae.